Molecule: messenger RNA, 753 nt
Organism: Actinia tenebrosa (Australian red waratah sea anemone)
Lineage: Eukaryota; Metazoa; Cnidaria; Anthozoa; Actiniaria; Actiniidae
Product: large ribosomal subunit protein eL15
Biological process (GO): cytoplasmic translation
Cellular component (GO): ribosome; cytosolic large ribosomal subunit
Molecular function (GO): structural constituent of ribosome; RNA binding
Source: RefSeq, a predicted model, not a curated record
CUUCAUGUGGUGCGCAUGCUCUUUGUCUAUCACCGCUUUCUACGUGGCAUCAAAGCGAGGCAGUCUGGAUUCUUCGUUCUUUCUUUCUCUCCAUCUUUUUUCUUGGUUGGUAUGGGAGCCUACAAGUACCUUGAAGAGUUGUACAAGAAAAAGCAGUCUGAUCUGCUUAGGUUUUUGUUAAGAAUCAGAUGUUGGCAGUAUCGUCAGUUGAGUGCAAUCCAUAGGGCAUCAAGACCAACUCGCCCAGAUAAGGCUCGUCGACUUGGUUACAAGGCUAAGCAAGGCUAUGUAAUCUACCGAGUGCGUGUACGCCGUGGUGGACGCAAGAGGCCAGUUCCCAAGGGAGCUACCUAUGGAAAACCAAACAACCAAGGAGUAAACCAGCUUAAAUUCCAAAGGAGUUUGAGAUCUGUUGCCGAGGAACGUGCUGGUCGUUACUGUGGUGGACUCCGGGUGCUGAACUCCUAUUGGGUUGGCCACGAUUCUGUAUACAAGUACUUUGAGGUAAUAAUGGUAGAUCCUUUCCAUAAAGCUGUACGCCGUGAUGCUCGCAUCAACUGGAUCUGUAAACCAGUUCACAAACAUAGGGAGCUGCGUGGAUUGACUGCAGCUGGCCGUAAAAACAGAGGAAUGCGUAAGGGUCAUGGUUAUAACAAGGUUAUUGGUAGUUCAAGACGUGCUAACUGGAAGAAACACAACAGUCUCUCAUUGAGACGUUAUCGUUAAUGAUAAUAAAUCAUUUUGUUUACUCCA